Andrographis paniculata is the source of this 2446-nucleotide messenger RNA. RefSeq names its product calcium-dependent protein kinase 26-like. Gene Ontology annotation, cellular component: cytoplasm; nucleus. Gene Ontology annotation, molecular function: calcium/calmodulin-dependent protein kinase activity; calmodulin binding; calcium-dependent protein serine/threonine kinase activity. Bases 306 to 2153 code for a protein of 615 amino acids. The record is from RefSeq and is a predicted model, not a curated record. Lineage: Eukaryota; Viridiplantae; Streptophyta; Magnoliopsida; Lamiales; Acanthaceae. The transcript is spliced from 6 exons. Gene Ontology annotation, biological process: intracellular signal transduction; peptidyl-serine phosphorylation; protein autophosphorylation.
UGAUCAAUUCCUUCUUUCUGGAUUUCUAUUAAUUGCAUAUUUCCCUCUGCAUGCGCCGCGGAUUUCUCUGUGCUUUACUGUAAUCAAGCAUUGAAUUUUCCGUUUAGUGCUUGCGAUUACCUCUGUUUAAUUUCGAAUAGUGACUCGUUUCUUUUCAGAAGAUUUUGAUCGUCAAAUUUAAUUGGAGAGUAAUGUCGUUUUGUGUUUUGUCCGCAAGGAGAUGUAGUUGUUGGUGCUAGACAGGAAUUGAAUUCCGUAACUGUUUUAUUUCAGUUGGUUGGAGGUGAAUUCAGUUUAUUGAAGCGAUGGGAAAUACUUGUGUCAGUGGGAAGAUUGGGGAAGAAAGGUAUUGCUCUUCGAUUUCACGCUCGUUUUGGCGGUCGACAUCACCAGAUAUGAUUGACUCUGUUAAAGCCAUGGAAAGCCCUAACCCGGUUCACCUGAUGCCCCCUGGAUUGGUGAAGAUUAAUCCGCAGGACGUGAAUCAAUUACAGCCUACAAAAAUGGAGCGCAUGAUUGUACUGAAGGAAGAGUCACAGCCUCCUAUGGCAGCCUGGAAAUGGGAAGAUGCAGUCAAGUCGGAGCGUGUGAUCAUGAUCGUUACAGAAAAGCCGAAACCUGUAGCUCCUAAGCCGCCGGUGAAGCCUCGCACAGUGAUGAGCGUAGGUCUUCAGCUGGACUCAGUUCUGGGAACCAAAACAGGACAUCUGAAGGAGCACUACCGUUUGGGUGAGAAAAUCGGUCAGGGGCAGUACGGGAAGACUUUUCUCUGUGUGGAAAAGAAAACAGGGAAGAACUACGCCUGUAAAUCCAUUGCAAAGAGGAAAUUAUUGACAGAGGAGGAUGUUGAUGAUGUGAGGAAAGAGAUUGAGAUUAUGCAUCACUUGUCAGGGCAACGGAAUGUAAUCUCGAUCAAAGGUGCUUAUGAGGAUGCUGUGGCAGUUCAUGUAGUCAUGGAACUCUGCUCCGGGGGCGAGCUCUUCGACAGAAUUGUUAAGCGAGGCCAUUACUCGGAGAAGAAGGCUGCAGAACUGAUUAGGACAAUAGUUGGCGUUGUCGAAUCCUGUCAUUCUCUAGGAGUCAUGCACCGCGAUCUCAAGCCUGAGAAUUUUCUAUUUGUCAAUGAGGAUGAGGAUUCUCCAUUAAAGACCAUAGAUUUUGGACUGUCAGUUUUCUUCAAGCCUGGGGAGGUCUUCACAGAUGUAGUAGGCAGCCCUUUUUAUGUAGCUCCGGAAGUGCUCUUUCAGCAUUACGGACCACAGGCAGAUGUCUGGAGUGCCGGCGUUAUACUUUAUGUUCUUCUCUGUGGCUUUCCUCCAUUUUGGGGUGAAAGUGAACAAGAAAUUUUCAAAGAAGUUUUGCAUGGUGAUAUUGACUUCUCUUCGGAUCCUUGGCCGAAUAUCUCUGAAAGUGCAAAGGAUCUUGUGAAGAAAAUGCUUGUAAGGGAUCCGAAAAGGCGGAUAACUGCUCGUCAAGUCCUCUGCCAUCCUUGGGUGCAGGUUGAUGGUAUAGCUCCAGAUAUGCCACUUGAUUCUGCAGUCGUAAAUCGGUUGAUGCAGUUCUCGGCAAUGAACAAGCUUAAGAAGAUGGCUUUAAGAAUCAUUGCAGAAAGUCUGUCCGAAGAAGAGCUUUCCGGCUUAAAGGAAAUGUUCAAAAUGAUAGAUACGGAUAACAGUGGUUCGAUCACUUUUAUAGAACUCAAGGCUGGCCUUAAAAGAUUUGGAGCUAAUCUUGAUGAGUCAAAGAUACAUCAAUUGAUGAAUGCUAUUGACAUUGACUGCAGCGGUGCAAUCGACUAUGGAGAAUUCAUUGCAGCAGUGGCGCAGCUAAACAAAUUCAUCGACGGUGAUGAUCACCUUGUUAGAGCUUUUUCCUACUUCGACAAAGAUGGGAGUGGUUACAUCACAAAAGACGAGCUCCAGAUAGCCUGCAAAGAAUUCGGCAUAGAGGAUGGACACUUAGAAGAAAUGAUCCAAGAAGUAGAUCAAAACAAGGAUGGUCAGAUCGAUUUUCACGAGUUCUCCACGAUGAUGCGCAACGGAAAUACAGAAUGCGACAAGCAAAGAAACAUGAAUCACUUCAGCACUGGAUGCCAGGAGGAAAUGCCAGUUUUUUCAUACCGUAAUUCUGGCGUCACGGCGAGGAUGAGAUGAAAGUCCAUUGUCCCAUCCGGUUUUCGAAUUCGAAUCUCGAUUUUUUCGCUCGAGGAAACAAAGAACACAAAUUCCAGUUACAGAAGCAGCAGCAGAAGACAAAAAAGUUUAUAACUUGGUAGGAUUUAAGGAACAAGUAGAAGAGAGAGCCCAUGAAAUGAAGGUAACUGUUAUGUAUAUUCUUUGUAAUAUAUUUAAUGAAAGUAGAAGAUCAUUCAUUUAUAAAUAGUGUAAUAAGGAUGAAUUUAAUUAUAACCAAUUUAUAAAUAUACAUCAUGUGUUUUCUUGAUCAA